CCCAACACUAUAUGCAGUCUUUUGGUGCACACACACACACACAAACACAUCAUAUCUUAAUCUCAUCUUUCUUGCACUAAAUAUGCUCUGCUGGGAAUUGUGCUUAGUUCUGCUGCUUACUGGUUUCUCAGUGUGGGCUCUGCCUUCAACUAACAUCAAGAUCACCCAAGCACUGCCCCUACAACUAUCAGACUCAAACCAGCCUGUAACAUGUCCAUUAUUCUGGACUGAGUUUGAAGGCUACUGUUACCGUUUUUUCCCACUGAACCGGACCUGGGCUGAAGCUGACCUAUAUUGUGCAGAGUUCUCCAAUGGACACAAAUCAGCCAAGCUCACCUCCAUCCACAGCUGGGAAGAAAACGUGUUUGUCUAUGAUCUCGUGAAUAGCCGUGUACCAGGAAUACCAACAGAUAUUUGGAUUGGACUUCACGAUAGAAGACAGGAGGGCACUAUGGAGUGGACAGAUGGGUCACCUUAUGAAUACAGUUACUGGGAUGGAAACCAGCCAGAUGAUGGCAUUCAUCGCAUCCCUGUGGAGGAGGACUGUGUGGAGAUCUGGUACAGACAAAACAGUGCUCUAAGGUCGUGGAAUGACAACAGUUGUGAUAAGGCUUUUCCAUUCGUCUGUAAGAUCCCUACACUGGAAAAUUAAUCUUUCACCAGAUCUGAGAUUGUAUAUUCAGUUCUUUAUAGUAAACACUGACACCAAAACAUUUCAAAAUCACAGUACAGCAUUUGUCCUCUCAUCUUCAUCCUUGCAAUGAUGAUGAUGGUCUCUCUCCAGCUGCACUCUGCACUUCACUUCGUUUUCCUGCCCCCAACGCUGUUGCCAUAGUGCUGUUCCUCUGGGGCUUAGGGGUUUAGACCAGUGAGUCACGACACAUAGACAUUCCUCCAUUCUUAUCUUUUAAAAAUGAAAUGACACAUUUCUUUCUGUAGAGGGAUUGUUGAUUACACAUUUAUUUUUGAUAUUGAUGUUAGGGCUAUUUUUAUGGAUUGUGUACCAGUCAGCCCUUGAGUAAGAUGCACCAACAGAUUUCUAAAAACUUUGUAAAGAGCACUGAGAUUUUGGAUGUUUUUAAAAAGAACUGAGUGCAUAUGAAACCCCACCCUUCAACAGAUGCUUGUUCAUGCUAUGAGGACAUCUUUUGGAUCACUGGAUUUCAUGAAAUGUUAACAACCUUCUUAUUAUGAAAUGGCUUGUUUACAUGCGGUUCACCCAAAAAUGAAAAUUGCAUCAUUUAUUCACUCUCUGUUGAACACAAAAUACGAUAUUGUCAUAAACGAUAGUAACCACACAGUUGACUGUACCCACUGACUUCUACAGAAGGAAAAGAAAUACUAUGGAAGUCAAUGGGUACCGUCAACUAUGUGCUGCUCAAAAUAUCAUUAUCAAAGUAGUGCUGGGCAAAGAUUAAUCGUGAUUAAUCGCAUACAAAAUAAAAGUGAUUUUUUUUUGUAAUUAUUAUCAUGAAUCACAUUCAUGUAUGAAUUUAAGAAACAUUUACAUGUGUAUAUAUAUUUAUCUAUAUUUUUAUAUAUUCUUGUUAGGAAGUUGUAUGAGGAACCCAAAUGCAGACAGAUGUAUGAACACAAAAGACUUUUAUUAUGUACAAAACAGAAAACAAAACCCACGAGGGGGCAAAACAAUAUAAACAGGAAGACUUAACACUAAACUAGACAGGACACUGGACUAAACUCUGACACUAAACUGGAUACACUAAACAAUUAACUAGACAAAACACUUGACAUAUAAACACUAGACUAGACUUGACUCUUAAACAGCGUACUCACAGGUAUCUGGAAAACACAGAAACAAUGCACAAGCACAGGACAAUGAAUACAAGAGGAUUUAAUAAGGUAACAAAUCAAGAGGGGAACAGGUGAUAUAAAUCAAACAAUAAUGAGGAGGCCAACAAGGGAGCGGAAAAAGAGACAAGACACAGGGAACACGUGGUCAAGUAAACCAAUACUGAAACCACGUGAACCCACACAAAACAUGGGUCUGUCAUGAUUCUGCCACAAGACUAGAUUAAAUAAAGGACAAGAUGGCAGAACCAUGACAGAAUCCCCCCCUAAAGGAGCGGCUUCCAGACGCUCCCCAGGGGAACACUAGACAUGGGACAAGACAGACUGACAGAUAGACAGACACCAAGAAAACAUGACACAUAACAUCAAUGGGAGACAAGAAUACAAUACAAGAGGGUUGGGGUGACACAAUAAAAACAACAAACAAGGGAGGGGGGGCGGAGGCAAAACAGAGUUCACAAAAGGAAGUCCAGGUAGGGUGGAGCUGGGUGGGCAAGGGGUCUUGGGUUCAGGGGUAGUAGAGGGCUUGGGACAAGGAGUCCGGGCAGGCUUGGUAGGGAGCUUGGAGGCAACAGGCUUGGAUGGGGAUGCAGGCUGGGAAAGGGGAACAAAAGGAGGCAAGGCAGGGUUCCAGGGCGUGGUAGGGGUAGACAAGGGAGCCGACGGGGGUGAGCCAGGACUCACUGGGUAGGGGAGAGAGUUGGUGGGUACCUGAAGCUCCUCCCGACACAACUUGUCCACCACCUCAUGGAACGGGCGGCGGAUCAGGCCCUCCCGUUCAGGCAAGGGAGGAGGGACGUUGAGACCCGCGAUAAAGUAGGAGUUGAGGAGGGUCUCUGGCAACAAAACCCUCCUCGCUUCCACAUACUGGGCAUACCCCCUCAGGGUCCUCUCUUGCUGGGGAGGAAAUGGGGCCCUGCCCAUCUUCAUGUCGGCGGCAGUCGACUGCCACCAAAGUUCUAGGUCAGCCGACUGCCGCCUGGCGGGACGACAUGGGUUGUCUGCUGGGUUCUGUAUUGGCUUGUGCAGUCGGUUAGGAAGUUGUAUGAGGAACCCAAAUGCAGACAGAUGUAUAAACACAAAAGACUUUUAUUAUGUACAAAACAGAAAACAAAACCCACGAGGGGGCAAAACAAUAUAAACAGGAAGACUUAACACUAAACUAGACAGGACACUGGACUAAACUCUGACACUAAACUGGAUACACUAAACAAUUAACUAGACAAAACACUUGACAUAUAAACACUAGACUAUACUAGACUAGACUAGACUAGACUAGACUAGACUAGACUAGACUAGACUAGACUAGACUAGACUAGACUUGACUCUUAAACAGCGUACUCACAGGUAUCUGGAAAACACAGAAACAAUGCACAAGCACAGGACAAUGAAUACAAGAGGAUUAAAUAGGGUAACAAAUCAAGAGGGGAACAGGUGAUAUAAAUCAAACAAUAAUGAGGAGGCCAACAAGGGAGCGGAAAAAGAGACAAGACACAGGGAACACGUGGUCAAGUAAACCAAUAGAGGGUUUUCACGGCGCGUCAUCAGAGCGGAAGACGCCAUAUUGGAGGCACUCCGCAUUACAACAGAGCAGACACUGAUGUAUAUGCCGAACGUCGUCAAGGAAAAUAGUUAAUUAUUGCGGUGUUUGAGAUGGUACCAACAGUACAUAUUGAGAAAAACAUUUGGAUUAUUAUCGACUUCCAAAAGUUAUUAAAAACAAGGGAAAGGAAUGCAAGAAAUGAUCAGAGGAGCGGCGCUUGUGGUUGGUAAAGCUCAGGAAAAAGAGUAGUAUUGUAUUAGAAAUAUGAUUGAACUACAUAAAGUAUAAAACAAUUAUGCUUCUACUUGUUGUGCUUUAUUUAAAGAGUAUUUAAUAUGUACUUUAGUGUAUGCACAAAAUGUACUUAAACACAAAUAAAAUUUGCGCUGCAAUGCCUUAAUGCCAGUGUGCUUAAUUGCUCAUAACAAAUUUUCUAUUGUAAUGAUAAUAAUAUUUUUAAUAGUAAAUGGUAAAAACAAUUAUUGCUUUUAUUUUUUACUGUGCUUAUUUUACAUUAAAGCACUUUGGUAGGACACUGGCUAUUUUAAAUUUGCUAUAUAAAUAAAGCUGACAUUGACAUAUGGGCUCUGCAUGAAAACUAGGUAGUUCACUACCUUAUAUCGGGAUAUGCAACUGAAGGAAGAAUCGCCGGGUCGUCACGGAUCCUAGAAGAGGGAGCUCGUAGGGAUCUGCACCGCCUAUAAAUUGUAAUUUCUCGAAAUAUCGUGCCUUUUCUUGCGGUCCAAGUCCUUCCCUAUAUGCCUUUGCAUCUUGGAUGCGUUUUCUGUAGUUUAGACAUGUCUACAUUCACUUAAAGUAUCCAAAGCGCAUAAUAUUGCAUUGUACUCCGUUCAGUUCUUUACACUGAGUGCCUCCACAAUGGCCGCGCAUCCGGGUUACCGCCCAGAACGUGACGUCGGUGAAAACCCUCUAUACUGAAACCACGUGAACCCACACAAAACAUGGGUCUGUCAUGAUUCUGCCACAAGACUAGAUUAAAUAAAGGACAAGAUGGCAGAACCAUGACAAUUCUAUAUGAUAUAUAAAUAAAAAAUAUAUAUAUAUUAAUAAAAAUUCCGAAAUGAAUAUAUGUGUGUGUUGUUAAAUAUACAUUAUAAUUACACACAGCACACACUCAUAUAUUAUGCAAAAAAUCACUUUUAUUUUGUAUGCGAUUAAUCACGAUUAAUCUUUGCCCAGCACUACUUUGAUAAUGAUAUUUUGAGCAGCACAUAGUUGACGGUAGCCAUUGACUUCCAUAGUAUUUAUUUUUCCUUCUAUGGACCGUUUCAGCGGUAACAACAUAAACAAGCCGCUGUCGCGGUCCGCACGUAACUUCCGGUAAACUCCGCUAAUAAUAAAUAACAACAAAUUCUUUAAACAUAGUUUAUUUAUAUAAAAAGCAAACAAAACAACACAUAGAUUACCUAGGAAACCAAAACAUUUGUUUUUUUCGACGAGGCAUUUGUUCACGAGAUCAGUUUAGCAACUAGUCAGACCAUUAAAAAAACGAAACCGGAAGUAAGGUUCGGAUCCAGAUGUGUAUCACGUGCGUCCGAUGAAACCAUCUAUAGAAGUCAAUGGGUAGUCAUACAGGUUUAAAACAACAUGUGAGUGAGUGAAUAAAUGAUGAGAGAAUUUUCAUAUUUUUGGGUGAACUAUCUCUAAUGUAUAUCUUUCAGACAGGGAGGUCUAUGUUUGUGUACAUGUAUUGUUUUUUAAGUCUGGAUCUGGCCUGGUUUUCAGAAUGCUGUCCCAGUGCACAUUGAUCUAUUACUGACUUAGAAGGUGAGAUUUUGAAAGAGUAGGGAUUUAGCUUCAGAUGACAGAAAGAGCUUAACCACAGUCUGGCAGAUGACCUUUCAUGCUUUCUCUCUAUCGAUGGAUUAUAUUAGUGAUUGGAAAAUCUCUGUUCCUCCAGAAAGCUCAGUGGCGGAUUUAGCAAAUUGGGGGCCCUAGGCAAAGGUAUUUUUUACUCCAAAAUGAAGAUGGAAAGCAGAGGUCACACAAAGUGCAGCACUACACAAACCAAUAGAGAAUAAGUCAAUGGGGCAAAAACAGCCACGAACAGUAAAUGAGGGAGAAAUAAUUUAAAUCUGAUGCUGCACAAAAACUAGCAAUGCAUCAAAGCCAAUGUUGUUACUAAUCUUUACUAAUCAAACUAACAUUUGAGAGAGGUUGCACUUGCCUCAAUUUGGUGGCACCAGUCACUGGGUGGUGUAAAAACAAAAAAUAAACACUAAAACUAAGUCCAAACAUGUUUAAUGCAUUAAUAAUUCAUUAAAACCUAAGUCCAAACAAGUUUAAUGCAUUAACAAAUUAAUUACAAAUACAAAUAAUUGUAUACUUUAUAUACAUUAAUUAUUUUUUUACUUUACCAUACUUAUUAUUUUUAACAUAUAUUUGCCUGAUUGUAAACCAUUAAACUUACAAUCAACUUUUUAUUACUUUGUUGUAAAAGCUUUAGGCUACUUUAACACAGACUUGAGUAAAGAAAUGACAUUCUUGUGCUGUAAUCACUACAAAAUGUCUCCAUGCACUCUGAAGAUAUCAUUUGGCCAGAACUUGUAAUCUAAGGUACUGAGUGAGCACAAUGUAUUACGUUUUUUCUGACUUCUAUCGUGAAUACGCAGUGUACAGCGCUAUUUUUAGGCUUUCAUUGAUUAAACUAAAGCAGCUGAUCUCCGCCUCUUUUAUUAGUGUCAUUUUGCGAGCGUGUGGAGGUUGUGGGGAGAUUAUUUCAUCAACUGCGCUGAAAUAUCAGAGAAAGCUCUUACAUACACAUAAAAAAAAACACUGUGCAGCAUCGUUAAUUACAACACCGGACUCUGACAUCACAUAAUAUUAGUUCGCGUUAUUUUAAACCCGUCAUUUCUCCCGAAAACGAAAGCAGAGGCUCUCGCCCGCAGUCUCCAUAGACCACCCCUCAAAACAAUCAGGGCAGAAGCGGUCGAAAGUGGACAAAAGAGACGGGUUUAGAGAGGUGAUAUGCACCUGAGCUGAUAGAAAGGCGGGGGAGCGGGCAACAACAGGA
Messenger RNA from Paramisgurnus dabryanus, 6386 nucleotides. It is a transcript of the gene clec19a, whose product is annotated as C-type lectin domain containing 19A. Lineage: Eukaryota; Metazoa; Chordata; Actinopteri; Cypriniformes; Cobitidae. The record is from RefSeq and is a predicted model, not a curated record.